This is a messenger RNA of Symbiodinium pilosum, 162 nucleotides long. The record is from the annotation of a GenBank genome assembly. Lineage: Eukaryota; Dinophyceae; Suessiales; Symbiodiniaceae.
GACAGCAUCAUAACCAAGUUCAACUCGGUGCGCAAGAUGAAGAAGGAACCAGAGGAGAACGAGAAGGCCGUCUUCGUCGUCGAAAUCGCCCUGAGGUCUCCGGAGGCACACCGCGAGCAGGAGCUGUUGACUCAGCUAGCCAAUUGCACGGUGUGGAACCUA